AUGCCUCGGUUGCAUGAGCUGCCUCCUGGCUUGCUUGCCAUCGUGGCCGAGCUCGCAGGCAGCUGCCCUCCGUCGCGGCUUCUGAGCAGGACCUGCAGGUCGAGAAGUGAUCGGUUCAGGGCCGAGUUUGACCCGAAGAUCUGCAUUGCGGGCCUGAGAAACGAAGACGGAGACGUUGCAGCUGAUCUGCUUCUCACCAACCUGCCACAGCUUGGGGUGGCUCAGGACCUCUGUUUGCACAGUGGGCUGCAGUUCCGCAUGUUGGUGCUCGUCCUCGUUGCUGUUGCUUGCAUGCGCGCACGUGUCUCUAGUUCGCAAGAAGAGGAUGGCCAUCAGGUUCUGUAUCCAGUGCACUUUUGCUUGUGUGAUAGGAAGGAGGAAGGCAUCUCGUUCUCCAACACACUGAGGAGAAUUCAGUGCCCAACUCGCCCGUACGAGAGCAAGAGCGUCACUUUUGCCGGCAGUUCGAUGUACGUCCUCGGAGUGCGAGAGCCUCCCGAAAAGGCCGCGGAGAUCCAUCGACUCGACUUUGGGUCCCUGAAGUGGAGCCGCUUUGCCUCCUUGGAGAGCUUGCCGGAUCGGGAGCUCGAUGCAGUUACAGUCCUGCUGGCAGCGCCUGCACACGGCAGGCUGUACUUGAUGUCUGACUCUGCGCCCGUCUUGCACUCCACACCCUUACCCAAGCCUGAUGUGGCUGGAAGUUCAGGAAGUUCACGUGAAAGUGGUGAUUCUGAGGCUGUGCAGUGGACUAAGUGGCCCGGUAGACAGCACAAGACCCGUGGUUUCGCCAGAGCCGCUGUGAGCCGCGGAAUCUACGCUUGCGGAGGCAUAGUGGAUGCUUACGACGAGUACGAUGAUGAAAGCACACCAGUCCGUGAGGCGGAAUGCUUUGAUGUCGUAACAGGGACCUGGGAUGCGAUUCCGCCGAUGCUAACUGCACGUUGGGGUUGUACUGCUGCCGGCGUGGGAGGAAAGCUCCUUGUUUGCGGCGGGACGGAAUGCUCAGAGUUUGACCUCAUCAGUGGACGCCAUUACCUUCUGGACACCGUCGAGGCAUUCGAUUUGGCAUCAGGGACGUGGUGUCAGCUUCCUCCCCUGUUGAAACCAAGGAUGCGGCCCGUGGUUCUGGGAGGUGCAGCCGGUGAUGUUCUCGUCAUGGGAGGUACAGGCUUGAGGCUGGACGAGGAUGCAGACAGCCAUGUUUGGGGCGGCCCGGACAGUGAGGAGGAGUGCAUCACGAUACCUGAAGAGGAGCGCUCAAUUCCCGAAGUUUUGCAUGAUUGUGAGUACUGGGGUCCAGGACGUCCUGCCUGGACAGCUGGCAGUAUGCCGUUUCCGAACACACGAUGCAUUCAUGCGGGAGUCGUCUUUGUGCAGAAGUCGAGCUGGCGAGAAUCUGCCAACUGGACUUAG
Messenger RNA from Symbiodinium sp. CCMP2592, 1413 nucleotides. The record is from the annotation of a GenBank genome assembly. NCBI's taxonomy places the organism in Eukaryota, Dinophyceae, Suessiales, Symbiodiniaceae.